This is a messenger RNA of Schistosoma turkestanicum, 3920 nucleotides long. The record is from the annotation of a GenBank genome assembly. Lineage: Eukaryota; Metazoa; Platyhelminthes; Trematoda; Strigeidida; Schistosomatidae.
AUGCUGUGUGUCCACCGAGAAAGUUCAGCUCCUACUUUGCCUAUUCAACAGUUUUAUAUUGGAAGUGAAGAUAGUUAUGGUAUUGUUGGUGAUUUACAUAAUUCCACCAUUCUGCCUGUUCAUCAAACAAAACAUAUCAGCAUAUCGUCUGAUGAACCUGUAGAAUCUUCUCUAAUUGACUAUUGUAAACAAAAAACAAUUUUAUAUUCUCAACUUGCUGUAGCCGAUCGACACUUACAGUCACCAUAUGUUCAAGAGAUGGCUGGUUUUCCUGCUGAGACACCAUCUCAAUUAUCUUCUACUAAUUCUGACCACCAAUUUAACCAACCUUCAAGAACCACUGAUAGUCCUGUGGAAAAUCUUAAACCAUCUAGUGAGCCAACCGGAAAUAUUCAAUCCAAUAUCCCUGAUAAGGGAGGAUAUGAGAUAAAUGAAGAUUUCUUACGCGAACCAGCUCCAAAUGGUGGUUGGGGUUGGCUUGUUGCACUAGGAAGUUUUCUUUGCAUAUUUACCGUGGAUGGUGUGUGCUUUACUUAUGGCUUACACAUUAAUGAAAUGAUUCACGAAGGACAAUUUAGAUUGGAUCCAUCUAAUCCAAAUAAAGCACAAAGAGAGACAUCUUUAGCUUUGCUAAGCUUGCCUGGAGCAUUACUGUGUGGAAUGUAUUUUUUAUUCGGUCCACUUACGGGUGCUCUGGUAAAUCGUUUUGGCUAUCGUAUAGUUGCAUCAAUUGGUGCAGUUAUUACUUCAUUGUGCUUUCUGAUAAGUGCUUUAUACAUUUAUGAUUUGGUUACAUUCACUAUUGUAUUCGGUAUAAUUGGUGGAAUUGGUUGCAGUUUAGUUUAUUUACCGGCAAUUACAGUUGUUGGACACUGGUUUGAAGAGCAUCGAGCUUUUAUUGUUGGUAUUGUAAUGUGUGGUGGUUGUUUGGGUGCCGGUUUAAUGGCUAUUAUUACACCCUACUUAGCGCAUCAUUUUUCAUGGCGUGGUAGUCUCAUUCUACUUAGUGGACUACUUGGUCAAACCUUAGUUGGUAUAGCACUAUUUCGUCCAGUGAGUGUACAUGAAAAAAUUAAAGCUAUUCGAUUAUUAAAAGAAAUGGAGAAAAAACAACUUAAACCAAAAAAGUGUAAAUUUAAUUGUUUAUUAUCUAGUCAUAAGUCAAAACAGAAUCCCAUAAGAAAAAUUGCAAUUCAACGAGGCUCUAUAAUGGCUCGGAUAAUUGAAGAAAAAUCACGUCAACGAACUACAUCCACUGGCAGUUUGGAUGGAAUGGUAAUAACACGUGAAAAUCAACUUGUAGCUCUAUCCUCUGAUGCUUAUGAAGUUGUGAAGGCUGCAGCAGCCAUAUACAGUGCUAAUACUAGCAAUAUGAUAUCAUCAAUCAAUGCACAAGAAAAGGAACAAUUGGAAAUACAAACUACAUAUGAAGAAAAUCAAAUAUCAUCAUCUGAAUCAGCAUCAUUUGAACAAUUAAGACCUAGUAGUAGUAUGAAUGCAAAAAGUAAUAGUUUGAAAUAUUCUCUAGAUAAUAAUCGUAAAAAUUUACAAACAUUAACUGAAGGAUUUCCUAUGUCAUCAUUUGAUCAUACAACAGAGAAAUUUCAAACAAAUUCACAGCCUCCUUGUAUUGCAGUACUUCCUCCGCCUGUCCAAUUUAGUCGUGCUGCUGUACGACGUAUAGCACGUGCAAUUUUAAGAAAAUUACACGGACAAAGUAAACUACCGUUUUCACCAUCAAUUACUUCCAUAUCAAUUGGUUCAAGACAAGUUAUACAACCAUCUUUUCGAUCUAGUGGAGAGAAUCGUAUUGAUACAUGUUCAACGUUUAGUACACCAUAUACAAAUAGUUCACGAAAUAUUCAGUAUGACAGAGUUAACCACGUGUAUCGAUAUGAACUAUUUCAUGGAUCAGUGGCUACAAAUAUAUGGAGACGAAAAAGGAGUUUAUUUGCUUCAUCCUUGUAUAAUGAAUUACCUUCAAACACUAGAGAUUCGGUAGCUUCAACUGGUCCUAUACGCCAUAUAUCAACUGCAGUAAACCGUUCAAUCUCUUCACAAGAAUCCCAUAUACAAUUAAAAUUACCAACACCUGAUUCACCUUCUGCAUUAACAUCAUUAAUUAGUUUAGAUUCAUAUACAGGGCAUAUUAUAUCACAUGAAUUAAAUAGUCUUUUGUUAGAUCAAUCUACUAAACUAGCUAUAUUGAAUGAUAUACGUCGUGAGUUAAGUCGUCCAAAAUAUCGUCCAGAUUUUUUCUACGCUGGUAAUAAACGUAAAUUACCCUUGUAUCAUGUGCCUGAAUAUACAACUUGUAAACAAUUACCAUGUGAUGCAAAUUAUGGCUUAAAAGAAUUGACAAUCCACUCGCCUAAUUCAAAUGUUGUCAAUCAAUGUCCAAAUCUAUUGAAAACUGUUAUUCCUAUAGAAAAUGUUAUAUUACUUCGAAAUAAAUCACUUAUACCUGAUAAUCAAAAAAUUGAUGUACUUCUGAAUACAUCAAAAGAGAAUAAAAAUAUUUCUCAGUUGAGAAAAUUUAUCGCUUUGCCAAAAAUUGAUGAAUUAUUUUCUUAUCUUGCAGAUAUGUUAGAUAGUCAAAUACUUAAAAGUUUUACAUUUAUUAUACUUUCAAUCGCUUGCUUUGUAAAUAUGUUGGUAUUUUUAGUUCCAUUUCACUAUCUUCCACUUUUAUUGGAUUUCGGUGGUAUUGAAUGUUAUUUUAAUUCAUUAUGGUGUCCGAAUGAAUUACCCGCUGAGAUUAAGCAUAAUCUCACAUAUAAUCAAUUUGAUCAAUCAACUAUUAAAUAUAUUAAUGUUUUAAAGAAAAAUUAUGCAUUUUCUAGUCCAGAAUCUUUAUUUUUAACAAUUGGUUUUGCCAGUAUUUUUGGUCGUUUAUUUGCAGGAUUUUAUAUUGAAAAAGGUUUAAAUACAAAUCGUAAAUUCCUACGUCAAUGUCCUCGCAUGGUAGAUCCAAUGCUGUUGAACAAUGUCGCAUUAAUUGUUUGUGGUUUUUCAAUUAUCUCAUUUCCAUUAGCAAUUCAUGGUAUUAUGUUGACAAAAAAUUCAGAUCAAUCAUCAACACAACGCUUGCAAGCAUGGUCAUUAAAGUUUCGAAGUCAUUUAUUAUAUAUUGGUAGUAUAGUAUAUGGUUUAACUAAUACUAUAUCAAUAUCUUUACGAAGUGUUAUACUUGUUGAAUUAUUUGGUAUUCGUCGACUUACAAAUGCAUUUGGAUAUUUACUUAUUUUUCAAGGUCUUGGUGUAAUUUGUGGACCUCCAUUAUUUGGUCUUUUUUCUGAUCAAGCUUGUCAUAGAUGUUUAGACAAUCCACCAUUUUGUGAAUCUAUUCCAACUGAAUUUACAUCAACUGGUCAUAAAGAAUGUACAAUGCGUUUAGUAUUAUCGUUUUAUAUUUGUGCAGGAUUAUUCAUUUUGUCAAGUGUUUUAUUUAUGCCACUUCGUUGGUUAGCCAAACAUGAUCCAUAUCGUAAUGCAUAUACAAUACAAUCAUCAAUCAUUAUAUCAGGUAAUACACCUCAAUUGGAUGAAGAAAUUUCAUUUUCAGUUGGUGGUUUAGGUCAAGGUGAAGUGUAUGAUCCACAAGAGACACAAACAACGCAUGUAUUGUAUGAUGAAAAUGAAUCGAAUGUGAAAACUAACUGACGAAUCAAUGGAUACAUGUAACUACUGUUUUUAGGUAUUCUUCCACUUUGAUUUCUCUCCAAUGUUGUUUUAUUUUUCACCUUCCCUCUUUACUUCAUUAUCAUGAUUACAUUAAAUUUAUUAUCUAUAAUAUAACUAACUGGUUUUUUGUCUAUUCAAAAUAAUGGUAAUAGUAAUCAUACAAAUCACACUAAUAACAAACGAUUAUUCACAUUUCUAUUAUUAUUAUUAUUAUUAUUAUUAUUAUUAUUAUUAUU